UGGAAAAGUUCAGCUUCGCGUUCGUCUCUCCUCCCCGUCAUCACCACCGCGACAAGCGCCAGUCGAUUGAUAUCCUCAAUUCGAUCUCCUUUGCAGAAUCAAUCGCCGACCAUGGCCCCCUCCCAGCUCCCCCCGAUCUUCAACCCUACCUCCCAGGACAUUGAGCAGCUCCUGGCUGCUCAGUGCCACCUGGGAUCCAAGAACCUCCAGUCCCACAUGGAGCCUUACCUCUGGAAGACUCGCCCCGACGGUGUCAACGUUAUCAACAUUGGCAAGACCUGGGAGAAGAUCGUCCUGGCCGCCCGUAUCAUCGCCGCCAUUGACAACCCGGCCGAUGUCUGUGUCAUCUCCGCUCGUCCCUACGGUCAGCGUGCUGUCCUGAAGUUCGCUUCCCACACCGGUGCCACCGCCAUCGCCGGUCGCUUCACCCCCGGUAACUUCACCAACUACAUCACCCGCUCUUUCAAGGAGCCCCGCCUCAUCAUCGUCACCGACCCCCGCACCGAUGCCCAGGCCAUCAAGGAGGCCAGCUACGUCAACAUCCCCGUGAUCGCUCUCUGCGACACUGACUCCCCCACCGACUUCGUUGACGUUGCCAUCCCCACCAACAACAAGGGUCGCCACGCCAUCGGUCUCGUCUGGUGGAUGCUUGCCCGUGAGGUCCUCCGCCUCCGCGGCACCAUCGCUUCCCGCGAGGUUGACUGGGACGUCGUUGUCGACCUGUACUUCUACCGUGACCCCGAGGCUGAGGAGAACAAGGAGAUUGCCGACGAGACCAAGGUUGCCAGCGCUGAGGAGGUUGGCCCCGCUGCCAUCGAGUCCGGCUACGCUGGUGACAACUGGGACACCGCCGGUGCCGGUGCUGGUGCUCCUGGCACUGCUUUCUCUGCUGCUACCGCUGCUGCUGGUACCAGCUGGGAGGCUGACGGUGCCGACUGGGCUGCCAGCUCUGCUGCCCCUGCUGGCGAGAGCUGGGCUGAGACCAAGCCCGCUGAGGGUAACUGGUAAAUCACUGAACCCGGUGACGUGGACGGUCGUUGAGAGGGGACCAUGAUUUACAUCUUCUUUUCCCACGAUGCAACUUGGCGGUUGAUGGGGAGCGACAAGUGAGAUGCUUCCUUGCGCAUUGGGGCUCCACUUGCAUUCUCCUCGGCAAUAGAAGAGGGAAAAGCAAUCCCUUGUCAUGUCUAUCCUAGUCUCAGUUCAGCAAUCUACCAAAAAAAACAAAAGCAAAGGAAGAAAAAAUUGAGGAAAA
Aspergillus saccharolyticus JOP 1030-1 is the source of this 1255-nucleotide messenger RNA. It is a transcript of the gene rps0, whose product is annotated as 40S ribosomal protein uS2. Gene Ontology annotation, molecular function: structural constituent of ribosome. Gene Ontology annotation, biological process: cytoplasmic translation; ribosomal small subunit assembly. The transcript has 2 exons. Bases 112 to 1008 code for a protein of 298 amino acids. NCBI's taxonomy places the organism in Eukaryota, Fungi, Ascomycota, Eurotiomycetes, Eurotiales, Aspergillaceae. The record is from RefSeq and is a predicted model, not a curated record. Gene Ontology annotation, cellular component: cytosolic small ribosomal subunit; ribosome; 90S preribosome.